AACCCAGAUAUAAGGAAGGCAAAAGUAACACAAGACCCUUGUCAUCAUGGAUUUCUCUUAUUCAUGCAACGACCACGCACCCGAGAUUGUUUUCUUUGAUUUGGAAACUACAGUGCCCAAAAGAGUUGGAGAUCGUUUCUGGGUGCUGGAGUUUGGUGCUAUUGUAGUUACUCCUCACAAACUCAACGAGGUUGAGAGCUACACCACCCUCAUAAAACCCAAAGACUUGUCUGUAGUCGCUGUGAAAUCUAGCAGAAGUGAUGGAAUAACACGUAAAGCUGUUGAAAAUGCACCAUCUUUUGAAGAUGUUGCAGACAGAAUAUUCGGUAUCUUGAAUGGAAGGGUGUGGGCGGGGCAUAACAUCCAGAGAUUUGACUGUCCCCGGAUCAAAGAGGCCUUUGAUUAUAUCAAUAGGCCACCACCCUUACCUGUUGGAAUCAUUGAUUCUUUGAGGGUCCUAACUGAGAAGUUUGGAAGAAGAGCUGGUAAUAUGAAGAUGGCAUCAUUGGCUUCUUAUUUUGGUAUUGGCCAACAAAAACACAGGAGUCUGGAUGAUGUUCGCAUGAACUUGGAGGUGGUUAAGCAUUGUGCAACGGUGUUGUUUCUGGAAUCUAGUCUACCAAACAUGUUUGAAAGCAAAUGGUAUGAAUCACCCAGCAUUAUGACGCGAAGCAGAAGCAACGGGAAAUCACCCUGCAAGGAAGAGACUAGUAGAAAAUCUCCCCCUACUGCAUUAGGGAAUCGGAGGACUGUCCCCUAUGCUAGGGGAAGUUUGGGAAAGGUGACUGAAAGAGUGAAGGGCUUGUUGUGUAAAGCACAAGGGCAACCACCACUUCAACAACUUCUCAAGCAUUCUCAUUCAUUACUACGGUGAAGAAAGUGGCAUCAUGGAAGAGAAGAAGGGUUUUGUUGAGUUGGCAUAUAUUGGAAGGAAGCAAUGUGCAUGAACAAGAUGCCAGAAUGUUUUUCAGGAUUCUGAAGAAACCAAGGGGAAGCCGUAAUACAUUUGUGUAGAAUUCAAUUAAUUGUUAGAGUUGUGUAUAAUUCAGUCAUUCUGAUUCAUAUAUCAAGCAUAGUUCUAAAAUGAAAUAUGACAAUUAACAAAACAGUAUAUCUGUAAAUGAAAUCCAAAAUGAAUAUUAAUUAACAUCUA
Vigna umbellata (rice bean) is the source of this 1153-nucleotide messenger RNA. RefSeq names its product Polynucleotidyl transferase, ribonuclease H-like superfamily protein. The record is from RefSeq and is a predicted model, not a curated record. Gene Ontology annotation, molecular function: nucleic acid binding; 3'-5' exonuclease activity. Lineage: Eukaryota; Viridiplantae; Streptophyta; Magnoliopsida; Fabales; Fabaceae.